ACACUCGUAAUGAGACACGCACACAUUUCACUUGUUGUCACUCCGUCAGGGCUCAGGCAGGUCGAGUGUGUUUGUCCCGUUACUCAUGACGGAUCUGUGGCAUCUAAUGUUAGCGUUGACAAAUUAGUCGUCUUAUCAAGCGACAACAACAAACCGAUUCAGAGGUGACACGUGGAGUUUGAGCUUCCAGGUUGAGGCAAGAAUUCAAAACCAGGGAAACUAGAUAAAGAAGAGAAUGUUGUUAUGAUGAGCAGCUGAGACCAACUGAGACCAACACAAACACACCAACACCACCAUGAGUACGUGGCCGGUGCACUCGACCUCGCCUUCAGACGAGGACCCGAUGACGCCUCCACCCAUGACCACACCUCCGCGAAAAGCCUCGGUUCGCCUCCAGGAGAGGCGGGGCUCCAACUUGUCUCUCCUGCUGGAUGUUAGCACGCUGGGGGCGGAGCCUGUCUGCUCCGUCUCCACCCCUAAGGAGGUGUGGCUUCAGCUGCUUCACACCUCCUCACGCCCUCUGACCCAUGACCUUCUGCAGGAGGCUGCCGAGGACACGAACGCGCUGAAUGCUGAGUACCAGAAGAUUCCUCCAAACUUCGUGAACGCUGCAGAGCUCAACGUCCCGGGACACACGGUGAAAGACAGAUAUAAGACCAUCCUGCCCAACCCCGAAAGCCGUGUGAUCCUCAGGAACCUGGAGGAGGAGUCGGGCCCGGACCACUACAUCAACGCCAACUACAUCAGGGGCUACAGAGGGGCUCCCAGGGCCUAUAUCGCCACCCAGGGGCCAAUGGUGCACACUGUGGGGGAUUUCUGGGACAUGGUUUGGCAGGAGAGGAGCAGCAUCAUCGUCAUGGUUACCAGACUGAAGGAGAACAACGAGAAGUGUGAAGUAUACUGGCCACAGCCGAGGGACUGGAGGGAGGAGGAGGAAGAUGAGGAGGGUGAAGAGGGAGGAGAGACGAGUCGAUUCGGCAGAUUCCUCCUCAGAGUGAAAGACAGCCGAGAGAAAGAUGGGUUCACUGUCACCGACAUGGAGAUACAGCUUGACUCAGAGCGCCGUCCGGUCAGACACUACUGGUUCACCUCUUGGCCGGACCACCACAUCCCACAAUGCUUUGCUACUCUGCUGAGACUCGUGGAGGAGGUGGAGACGUACAGCAGGUCCUUGGCUCCUCCCACCGGCUCUCAGCCAAUCGAAGGCCCCACCUCCGGUCCUGGACCAAUCAUUGUCCACUGCAGUGCAGGUAUUGGGAGGACAGGUUGUUUUAUAGCCAGUAGUAUCGGUUGCCAGCAGCUCAGAGAAUCUGGUCAGGUCGACGUCCUGGAGACGGUUUGUCAGCUUCGACUCGACAGAGGAGGGAUGAUCCAGACCCCGGAGCAGUACCAGUUCCUGUACUCUACACUGGCCCAGUACAGCAGCCAGCUCCAGAACCAGCACCAGAACCAGAACCAACCUGACACCAACCUGCCCCAGCACCAGCAGAACCCAGAGGACCGGGUCAGCGUACAGCUCCAGGACCUCCAGCUACACGGCAAACACAACAGGGAGAACUGAGGAGAACCGGAAGCUGGAGAACCUGGAGAACCAAGCUGAAGGCAGCUGGGUGGACGCCUGCAGAACCCGAAGAACUGACACAAACCAGAGCAGAGCUGCAGGAACCAGCACAGGAAACUGGACUUUGUUCUGCCCAGACUGAAGAGCAGGCCCAGUUCAUCCAAGAACCCGACAGGAAGCAGGACGAGGACGGCUCCACCAGUAUUAGUUUUAUUAUACGAGGUCAAAAACAGCAACGAGGCUAUUUAAGGAUUAUUUGAAUGUUUUAUUGAAUGUAUCAGGACGUAAACACCUGAACCUCCAGAAUAAAGAACCAAUUUAUCAGAA
This is a messenger RNA of Mugil cephalus (flathead mullet), 1888 nucleotides long. RefSeq names its product tyrosine-protein phosphatase non-receptor type 7-like. Gene Ontology annotation, molecular function: protein tyrosine phosphatase activity. The transcript has 11 exons. The record is from RefSeq and is a predicted model, not a curated record. NCBI's taxonomy places the organism in Eukaryota, Metazoa, Chordata, Actinopteri, Mugiliformes, Mugilidae. Bases 296 to 1561 code for a protein of 421 amino acids. Gene Ontology annotation, biological process: protein dephosphorylation.